AUGUCUGAGCAGAUUCUCGCAGGCAAGACGUGCCUCGUCACCGGUGGAGCUGGUGGAUUGGGCAAAGCGAUCGCGACUCACUUCCUCGGCGCUGGCGCCAACGUGGUGAUUUGCGACAUCAACGACGAGCGUCUACAGCAAGCCUCGGCAGAAUUGUCCUCGAAGGGACCCCUCCGGGCCAUCAAGUCCGAUAUCACUAAAUUCGAUGAGGUGAAAAGUCUAUUCGACGAGCUGAUCCGGGAAUUCGGCAAGAUUGACGUCUUGGUGAACAAUGCUGGUAUCAUGGACCAUUUCGCCCCCGUUGGCGAUUUGGAUGUUGAGCAAUGGGAGCGGGUGAUGGCCCUGAACCUCACUGCCCCUAUGGUCCUGAGCAAAAUGGCUGUUAAAAACAUGCUGGAGCAACCGAAGCCUGAUGGUCGCAUUAUCAACAUCGUCUCUGUUGCUGGUCGAGCUGGAUGGGCUGCCGGUGCCGCUUAUACUGCCAGCAAGCAUGGCUUGGUUGGAUUGACCAAGAACACUGCCGCCUUCUACGGCAACAAGGGCAUUCGCUGCAACGCCAUGAUGAUGGGUGCUAUGAACACCAACAUUGCCGACGUGUUCAAGACCGGUAUGCACAUGGAGGGCUACCAGAAGAUGAACUCCAUCUACGAGUCUAUGCAGGCUCCUGCCUGCGAUCUGGAUGAGGUUGCUGGGUUCUGCGUGAACUUGACUUACGGUCCGGGUGCCAGUGUCAUCAACGGCGCAUGCAUUGCUAUCGACAACGGCUGGACCUGUGUCGUUGGCUAA
This is a messenger RNA of Penicillium cataractarum, 786 nucleotides long. RefSeq names its product SDR family NAD(P)-dependent oxidoreductase. Bases 1 to 786 code for a protein of 261 amino acids. The record is from RefSeq and is a predicted model, not a curated record. Gene Ontology annotation, molecular function: oxidoreductase activity. The transcript is spliced from 2 exons. NCBI's taxonomy places the organism in Eukaryota, Fungi, Ascomycota, Eurotiomycetes, Eurotiales, Aspergillaceae.